Molecule: messenger RNA, 426 nt
Organism: Lactuca virosa
Lineage: Eukaryota; Viridiplantae; Streptophyta; Magnoliopsida; Asterales; Asteraceae
Source: the annotation of a GenBank genome assembly
AUGAUCCCUUUCAUGUCUUCUGCAAAAUCUCAUCUUCUUUCACCUAUCAAGAACUUCAUCCAUGCUGAUUUCCAUGGAGUCUUUCAAAGAAUGACACUGACAGACAAAGUUCUCUUCCUGAACGUUCACGGCGUUGACAAGUCAGGCAUCGGGUGGCACCGUCUGCCGGUUUUCUUGGGACUGUCGUACUUGGCUAUACGCCGGCGUCUUCAUGACAAGUAUAAUUUACUCAACGUUGGGAAAACUCCUGUGGGUGUUCGGUUCAAUGCUGCUGACUUUCCGUUCAGAACAGCCGAUGGAAAGUUCACUGAUCCUUUCAAUGAAGGUACCGGUGGUGAAGGAAGUUUUUUUGGCCGGAACAUGCCUCCUGUUGAUCAGAAAGAUAAGGUACGUACAUUGAGAUUAGUGUCGUGUGGAUAUUGUUAG